This is a messenger RNA of Symsagittifera roscoffensis, 3508 nucleotides long. Its product is annotated as ankyrin repeat domain-containing protein 13C-like. Gene Ontology annotation, biological process: protein retention in ER lumen. NCBI's taxonomy places the organism in Eukaryota, Metazoa, Xenacoelomorpha, Acoela, Convolutidae. Bases 436 to 2709 code for a protein of 757 amino acids. Gene Ontology annotation, molecular function: signaling receptor binding. The record is from RefSeq and is a predicted model, not a curated record. The transcript is spliced from 7 exons. Gene Ontology annotation, cellular component: cytoplasm.
UGACUAAUUAUUUCCCCCAAGAUUUGGAAAAAACGGCCAUUAAUUAUGUUGAAUUACCGCAAGCAAUCUGGAAAAAUAACAAAGAACUGAGGAUUAUUUUAGCUUCUUUUUUGAAUGCACCAUUACAUAAUUAUCAGUGAAAACUCUAUUAGGUGCAAAACUUCAUUUAUCAAUAAUUUGUCGCCUUAAGGCACCAUAGCGCGUAUUUGCGCUGAUAAAAAUUGAGCAAAAGCACGCUUUUUUGCUCUAAUUUUCCAUUUCCUUUUCGUCUCAGGAAAAUGUUUUAUUUCCUUUUGACAUUGUGGAAGUCCAUCUAAUUUUGAAAAUGGAAAAACCCACCGAAGACUUUAUGCUUGUCAAUUAAUGCAGCAGAUCUUAAUCAAGGGUUCGUUUGGACCAUUAUUGGUUUUAUUGUGAAAGAAGAGGUUCGCCACCAUGUUGCUGAUACGUCCUAGUCAUUGGAUUGAAGUGGCAUCUGCUUUUAUUGAAUAUUGGGUGCAUUACAUAUUUCGAUUUCUACCUUUCAUGAAAUUACACAAACAUAUGAACAACCAAUGUGAACCAAGCGAAGAAGAAAAAAAUGACUAUGACUCCGAAUCCAGUUGCGGUUGGAGUCACUUAAACAUCGAUGGCUACGACAGAUCAGUAGAACCCGAUCCCAGUUCGUUUCUGGUCAUAGAGUCUCUGGAUUCUGCGCCGAGCUGUGGAUCUAUAAAUAUAGACCAUACAUCUAUUUUAUCGCUCGUGGACCAGACCGAAAGAUGGAAUGAGUCAACAUGGGAAGAGUUUUGCCACACUCAAACGGAAGCCGUGAAACGAUACGCGUCAGCCAGUAAUCUUGCCGUAGCGCGCAAUUUUGACUCGCUAAAAGCCUUAUCAAUCAAACACAACUCAUGCGAUCUGAGCGGUGUUGCUGGUUCGUCAAGUAAGGGACGCUCCUCAAAAAUUCCACAUAAACAAGCUUGCCAAAAACUUUCAGUGUCAACUGACUCAACAGAGUCAUGCAACAGUAUGUCAAUGAGAUCCUCCAAAUUGUCAGCUACAAGUUUUUCAAAGAAAGUCCGCAAAUUCACAGGUUUCAAGUUGUCCAAACAACAUGUGCCCAAGACAAAAACUCAAAACGAAGAAAUUAAACUGAAUCCUAUCAAUCAAGAAGAGGAAAUGUCGACCACGCAUGAAGAAAUUAACAGAGAAGAUGAUGAAAAUGAGGCAGAUACUUCAAAAGAGUGCAAUGAGCUGAACGAAGAAGGGGACGUUGAGAGCAACACGGACCCUCUUGGAUGUUCUUACAUUUCUAAGACUCCUCGUUUGCAAGUUACACCAUGUACAGAUCGUCCAACAACGAGUUGUACUGAGAAUAGUUAUAGUACCUGUUUCUUGGAGUUGCACAGAGAUGUAUAUGAGAACAACUUGGAACAUCUGGACGAAUUUUGGAGGAAAAAUAAGAAAAGACUGAAUUCGGCUCUGGAGUUGUUUGACCCCAAUGGUCUCAAUGCACUGCACCUGGCCUGCAGACUGGGUCGCACACAGUAUCUGGACCUGUUCCUCGUUCUUGCCAACACUAAGUUCUUCAAGUCGCGCACAAGAGACCCCAACGCACUCGGAUGGACUGUCCUGGACGAAGCUGUAGUGCUCGGAAACAGGAAGUACAUCAAACUAGUCUAUCUGAUGUUGCAAUAUCACCAACAGAAACGACUGAAGGAGAGAGAGGCUCUUAUCAAGAAAUCUCUCUCGCAGACUAUCGACUUCUGCAUCACCAUCAAAUGGUUGUUCAAGUCAUGGAUUCCUCUCUUAUCUCGAUAUCUGCCCAGUGAUACGUGUGUUCUAUACAAGAAAGGAAAUUGUAUCAGACUGGACUCAACUCUGCUGAACUUUUCCCAGAAUGCGUGGAAGAGGGGUAAAAUAUCGGUGCUCUAUAACCCCACUAAGUAUGGUGGGGAAAACUUCGUGUUCAUAGUGCCUUCUCAGAAACAAUACAGUAUCUCAUCCAUAGACAAGCCUCUGAAGCCCAAUGAGUUGUCGAGGGAGGUGAAUUCUCUGCUGAGUAAUGACGUCAUAGUGACCAAAGUGUCCACUAGGAGUAUGCAGUAUGCGCCCAUGAAGAGAUUAAUUAGUAGACACCGGAAAAUCGACAAGGUUGGGAAAUACUCGGCUACUUUCUAUCACUGGUCGGGCAUGAAUCUGAAGAUCUUCAAGCGGAGAGACCAUCUGUCCAGCGAGCAAGUGAGCAAAAACAAAAACGUCCUCAGCGAUUUCUACACUGGAGGAGUAGUGCCUGGAAUGGCUGGGGACUCCCACGCUAGGUCCAGAAUUCCAGACUUGAGACCUCCGGACGAACCAAUCGGAAGCUUCGAUGCCUAUUUAGAACACCAAGUUCAAGUGGGACGACCGAUGAAGAUUAAAAACCAGACCAAAAGUUUCAAAGGAUGCUUGGCAAUGAGCGACCAGUUUCCAUUGUCAAUCGAAAAGCUGACAGAAAUUCUAGAAGUUUUCUCAAACUUUAGACUGUUCAAUAAAUUGAAGAACUUUUUGCAGAGAGGUUUACCUCCUGGUUUUCCGGUAUACAUUGAAAUGCCGGUGUUUCCGACAGUGCAGGGCCAAAUAACGAUGGAAGAUUUUGCUCUGGAUUUGCCACCCAGUGCCAAAGAAGAGUUCUUCUACUGUGUGCCAGAGGGCUUCGAAAAAGUAGACGACUUGGAAGUCGGUUAAAACAAUUUCGGCGAAAGAUUACAUUAGUAGGUAACAUUAAAAUGACAAAAUGCUUUGUAUAAACAGUAAAACCUGUUCAACUUGAGGUUAUUAAGAUCUACAAGAAUUAUUGACUGACAUCUUUAGUAACCUUAAUAUUCUGAGACUUCUUAACUCCUGUUCAGUCCCUGUAGUGAAAGAAAAGAGCUUGUCCUGAUGUCUACCUUUGUAAUCCUUCGCCACAGCAUUAAUUGAAACUAUCAAUAUGUAAAAAGUUCAAUCACCGUAGUUUGCUUUUGACCAACCCAAGUUGUGACUAUCUUAAAUCUUUUUAAAAUACUCUAAUCAAAAUAAUUCUAUUCAAUGCAAUCUUUUGAAUUGCAUUUUUGUUUACUUAUUUAAAUAUUUGUGAAAAAUGGUCAAAAUCGAAUAUUUAUAUGGAAAAUUGUGUAACCGCUUUUCUUAUGUCCAUCUUGCAGAAACACUGUAUAUUUGCAGACUUAGCUUACUUAGUUCUCUAUAAAUUGCUAUGAACCUUGUAUCGAUGGCAACAUGAAAGAGAAUUAAUGUUUCAUUUACGUAAAAACCGCGAAAUUAGUUUGUUUCGAAAUUAGCUCAAAGGUGCUUUGCGCCUCUUUUAUUUUAUCUAUUUUGUAUAAAAAAUGUUAGAUCUAAUCAAUUUAGAAUAAAAACUGGAAAUUGUAUUUUUGAUAAACAUCGUAGAUACGACUUAUACUUUUUUUUUAUCUUUUUAUCUCGAAGAAUAUUCUUUUUGGUUACAGUUGCACUCAAGUGUCCAUUCGAAUUCAUUUUAUGUUCA